Messenger RNA from Siniperca chuatsi (mandarin fish), 2250 nucleotides. RefSeq names its product DR1-associated protein 1 (negative cofactor 2 alpha) (gene drap1). The record is from RefSeq and is a predicted model, not a curated record. Gene Ontology annotation, molecular function: transcription coactivator activity; protein heterodimerization activity; core promoter sequence-specific DNA binding. Gene Ontology annotation, cellular component: negative cofactor 2 complex; nucleus. Gene Ontology annotation, biological process: negative regulation of transcription by RNA polymerase II; transcription by RNA polymerase II; positive regulation of transcription by RNA polymerase II. The transcript is spliced from 7 exons. Bases 100 to 897 code for a protein of 265 amino acids. Lineage: Eukaryota; Metazoa; Chordata; Actinopteri; Centrarchiformes; Sinipercidae.
CUAUCUAGUGUGUGUGCGCGGUGGAGGUGAUUUAUAUAUGAUAUAGAAUAAUACUCCAGAAUACAUUGAUUUUAGGUUAGCCAUCCAGGUAAUUUAAUUAUGCCCAGCAAAAAGAAGAAAUACAACGCCAGAUUCCCUCCGGCGAGGAUUAAGAAGAUUAUGCAGACAGAUGAAGAAAUAGGCAAAGUGGCUGCAGCAGUACCUGUUAUUAUUUGUAUCCUUCCUGCCAAAUAUCUUCACUGCAAGUUCCAAGGUUGCGAUCAUCUGACACAGACCUGCUGCAUAAUAAUUUCCUUUACCGAGACAUCAGCGAGAGCCCUGGAGCUUUUUUUGGAAUCAUUGCUUACAAAGGCCUGUCAAGUCACCCAGUCUAGGAAUGCAAAGACAAUGACAACAUCACAUCUAAAGCAGUGUAUUGAGCUGGAGCAACAGUUUGAUUUCUUAAAAGACCUGGUGGCAACAGUGCCGGACAUGCAGGGCGAGGGGGAAGAGAACCACACCGAGGUGGGAGCAGAAAAAGUCCCACGCAGGGGUCGAAAACCAGGGUCUGGCCGCAAGAAUGGAGGGGCUGGCACCAAAGGCAAGGACAAGAAGUUGUCCGGCACAGAGUCAGAGCAAGAGGAUGACUCUGAAGACAGCGAGACAGAUGGAGAUGAGGAAGACGGCUCUCAGUCAAGCACAAAUCUGCAGGCUGCAUCCAGGUUCCACAGCUCAAAUGCACCCCCCCAGUACAUGCACAUGGGCAAUAUGGUGUCAAUGGGUGGCAUGGCUCCCGCACAGCCCCAGAGCGGCAUGGCCUUUGCCCCCCACCCCUCCAUGAUGAACGUCGCACUACCUCCCCCAGCCCCUGCGCCACACAAAAACGAGGAUGACGACGACGAAGACUAUGACUCUUAGCUCCCUUUUCCCUCCUCCUCCUCCUCCUCCUCCUCCUCCACCACCACUCACCACACACACUCUUUCAACAUUAUUUUUGAUUUCUUAAGUUGUUCUUGCGGUGGUCGCUCUAAGCAGAGGAGGGAAAGACUCUUCAUCGCAGUCCCCUGACAGAAAAGCCCUCGGCAGCCGGCUGUAAGGAACACCGCAACAGGAGACAGAAAACUGGUUGUAUAUUAUGUGUUUUUAAAAAAAAAAACGAAAAAAUUUUUUUUUUUUUUUUUUUUUUUUUUAAAUUUAAGUUUUAUUGUUGAGGAGAAUCCAACGAGGAUGUUUUUUAACAAGUCAGUCGUUCUAUUUUGACUAUUAAAAAUGGCAGUCGUCGCUGUUGCCAUGAGCCCUCGCAGACAGGAUAGGUGUGGUUUGUGUUGCCUGGUAGCUUUUUCUUUUGGCACUUUUCUUUCUUCCUCAAUCCUCUGUAGUUGACAUUAUGAAGUGAACAAAUCAGUCAUUCAAACCCUCAGGUUGGCUGAAAAACAUCUAUAAGUGGUAGUUAAAGUCUUAUAUAGCCUUUGAUGCUCAAACUAAAUUGAGAUUAGUUCAGGGCAACAGUUUGUAAAAGUAUUUGGAAGGAGAGCAGCACUUGUCGAAAGAAAAGGAAGGAAAAGGAGGUCAUUGUCUCACCCAUGAAGUGUUAUAUUACUAUGUUAUCGAUUGGCUCUGAAAUACUGCUGUUAAGAUGUGAGCCCUACUUCCCGGCUUUGUCACAACUUGCUAGUCAGUCCAAUUGUCAGGCUGUAACAUAAACAAGGAAGCAGGUGUAUUUUUACUAUAGGUUAGCUAGCUACAGCUUUUUUGAAUUAGUUUCUAUUUUUAAUUCACGUUUUUAUCAAGAGAACUGUAAACCUCCACAACCACAGCCCUGAAGUGAACCAUAUCAGCAGGUUAAUGAUGAUUGAUUGAUGAUUGGAAGUUUGAUCGAUGUUGUUUUUGACGCUGUCAGAGCCUCUGGCGGUUAUAUUAUUUUAUACAACCAUUAAAUUCCCCUGAAUUGUCCAUCAGAAGUAUAUUGUGACCCUUGGUCCAUAACUUUGUUUUUAAAGUUGUUUGUCUCCUUUGUCAUCUCUAAUUUCUAUUCUGGCCACCCCUCCAAUUUUGAGUAACUUUCGCCUAUAUCUUCAACAUUUUUUCCCCUCUUUUAGCUUGUUUUAAAUGUAUCCAUUGAAAGCAGAGAUGGGGCUCCCAUUCAUGUGUCAGUCUCAGUAUGAAAUGUUUCCGAAUAGACAGUUGAAGUUGACACUGUAUUGUAAACUUUUAACAUUCUUUUUAUUUUGUAUGGGUGAAAUAAAGUUAAUAUUUCAAUUAAAAAAGCAA